UGAAUGGUCUAUCUAUAUUUCUUGAAGUUCUAGCUUUAAUUUGAGUCGUGUUUCAUUUAGUUAAAUCGGUGCUUGUGUUUAGUCUAGAAUUUUCCUUUGUGUCGUUCAAAGUGAGUUUCAAUUUAAGUGUUCUAUUAAGAUCCAUCCGGUAAAAAUCAAAAUAUGUAUAAGCAUCUUACGACGCGAUUGUUUAUAAUGACAGUUAGUGAUGAAUUGCUUGUGUCAAUUGUCAAGAAUCAUCCCGGAUAGCUACGAUUGUGGUCUUUUAAUAUUGGAUCGGUCCACACUCAUCAGCCGAACAAUAAUCACCAGCACCACACGCACCAUCAGCAACAGCAGCAGCAACAGCAGCAACAGCAACAGCAACAGCAGGUGUCGGCGGUAGGAGCGGGUGGAGGAGGUCCGGGGGGUGGUACGGUGGCCAGGCCCGGGGGCAUGUUCUGCUACCACUGCCCCCCGGGCCUUCCCACCCCGCGUUUACCGCCAUCCCUUGAAUACCCGUUCGCCGCCACUCACCCUUACACGAGUUACACCGCGUAUCAUCCGGCUCUGCACGGUGUGGGUGAGGAUUCGCUCGUCAGGCGAAAGCAGAGGCGAAACCGUACCACGUUCACCCUUCAGCAAUUGGAGGAGCUCGAGUCCGCGUUUGCGCAGACACACUACCCCGACGUCUUCACGAGGGAGGAUCUCGCGAUAAAGAUCAACCUCACCGAGGCCAGAGUUCAAUUUGAUUCCGUUGUUUGCAAAGGAACGACGAGCAGCAGCGCGCCUGAAGCGGAGGACGCGAACCCGGACGGAGGGACCGUGGGUUCUCGAAGCCCGAGCACGACUUCCGCCUCGGUGAGCCCGCGUCCUCACCAGCAGGGCAACAGUCACCCGUCCUCCCUGGGUGGCGUCGCGACGCCACCGCCGACCCCCAUAAGGGCGCCGCCGCCGCCUCCGCCGGCCAACAACGCCGUGGGUGGUCUCGGGCCACCCGCGGAGAGCGGAUCAGGGGCGGGUUUCAGGCCAGUGGAGCCCGCGACUUCGCUGUUCUUCUCGCCACAUCUGGCCGCCCAAUUCUCGCCUCCCCUGUUCGGUAACAAAGUGGCGAGCACGGCACCCACGUCGUUGACGUCGACGACCCCCUCCUUGUGGACAUCGACGGACCAUCGGCCCGGCUCCCUGCAGGACAUGCUGUCCUGGUCUCCGGCAGGGUGGCCAGGCUCCCUGUGCGGCUGCUGCAAACCCGGGACCGGUGAUCUUCACAGGAACAGCAGUCUAGCCGAGUUGAGAAGAAAAGCUCAGGAACACUCGACGGCAUCGGCGCUUUUAGGAGGCUUGGCAGGUUUCCCAGCGGGGCUGCCGUUACCGUUGCCAUUGCCGUUGCUACCACCGUUACUGAGACUGUCGACCAGGCCUGAGCACCAUCACCAUCAUUUACCCAGCAUAGUCCACCAGAUACAGCCGACCACCAAGGAGGAUCCCUAGGAUCUGUAGAACCUUCGAAGCCCCUGCAGACCCUCUAGGAUUCCCAGGACAGGUUUUCACUCCCGAUGUUCGUGGAUGAAAAUCUGAGAUAACUGUUCUUUUAUUCCUCUGGUUUAUGAAUAAGACAAUAUCGCAUAAGGUGAAGGUUUACCGAAGACAGGUUUUACCCUGUCGUUUCGGUAAAGUUCGAAAGUGGAUCAGUGCGUGUACAGAAACUAGCCUCCAGAUGAAUUCGUUCUUCUUUUAGUGUUUAAUCGUAUAUUUAUACGUUGCUGGUGAUCGAUCAUCCGUCACAAAUCCAAAUGUAUUCUUGCUACAACGAAAUGUUCAACGAAUAUGUGUAAUACAUUUCCUUGUCAAUUUACUUCUAAACGAUCGCAAUAGGAACGGUUUCUGUUGGGUAUGCGACACGCUAUGCCUACAUAGGAUAAUUUCUAUUAUCACCCUCGGCUAAUCGAGUCUACGACAAUUUUCUUGAAUCAUAUACCUACGAUCGAAACUCGUUAUCGCAUUAUUCAAAUAAUACGGACGUCCGUAUUAUCCCUAAUCGUGACACCGGAUAUCCGUCGCGGCGACGCGUGCUCGAAUGCAACAUUGGAACCAGCAGAAAACUGUUUGUCCGAUUGAUCGGUUACAAAAGAAUCGUUGAAAUCGUGAACGGAGGGGCUGCUGUUACGGCGAAUUUGAUUAAUGUUUCAACGGUUCGACGCAAACUUUUCUUCAUCCUCUUAGCGGUGCAAGACGGAGGAUAAAAUUGUUGAACUCUUCGCUCUAAUUAUACGGACAAUCCCUUGCAUUAUAUGUAUAAAAGUGGUAGUAAUGAACAAUGGCCUGGAGUGGAAUGGAACAGAUUUCCUGUUCGAUCUUAAUUAAUUUCGUUAACAUCCACAGGCUGAUCAAUAGGAAUGUAACCCGAUCAAGAAUACUUCGUUCUUCAUUGAUAUAAAUAUUAUUUUCCAAACGGCUAAGUGAUUGCAGUCUACGAGAACCGUGUAACAGCGAAGGAUAAUAUUUAUAAAUAAAGGGAAAAUAAAUGUUCUAUAAAAAUUGAGGAGAGUUUCGUGGUUCGGUUGAACCUCGGACUUCGUGUGGGAAAUGGACAUUGUAAAUUGACUCGUCUGUUGAAUUUUCGUCGCACUACGGUUGCGUGUAUUAAAAAGCAAGUACCAUGAAUGGUGAGUCUUGCGAGGAAGGGAAAAUUAGAUACCAUAGUAGGUAGAGGACCUGUAUAUUAAAAAUCCCGGUGAAAAACAAUAGGAAUUAUUGUCAGUGCGCCAAAUAAAAUGAUAAUCCCAAUUAAACCAACUAAGUACGUAUGUUAAAGAUUUAGCCACUAAUUACUGUAGACCCGAAAAACUUCUUGUGGGUAGUGGAAUUUUAAUUCGAGAAAUAAACUUGUUCUCCCGUGAA
Molecule: messenger RNA, 2880 nt
Organism: Ceratina calcarata
Lineage: Eukaryota; Metazoa; Arthropoda; Insecta; Hymenoptera; Apidae
Gene: Drgx
Product: Dorsal root ganglia homeobox
Exons: 5
Coding region: 436-1470 (344 amino acids)
Biological process (GO): regulation of transcription by RNA polymerase II
Molecular function (GO): DNA-binding transcription factor activity, RNA polymerase II-specific; RNA polymerase II transcription regulatory region sequence-specific DNA binding
Source: RefSeq, a predicted model, not a curated record